Messenger RNA from Jatropha curcas, 2628 nucleotides. Its product is annotated as Phosphoribulokinase / Uridine kinase family. The record is from RefSeq and is a predicted model, not a curated record. NCBI's taxonomy places the organism in Eukaryota, Viridiplantae, Streptophyta, Magnoliopsida, Malpighiales, Euphorbiaceae. Gene Ontology annotation, molecular function: kinase activity; ATP binding.
CGAUCAGAAUAAAAGAUUCCUCGCAAUUUCUUCCAAUUUCGUAAAGCUACCCUCCAUUUUCUUCUUUAAAAAACUUUCAGGGUUACAGUUUCAUUAGUAAGAGAACAGGAAAAAAGCGCCAAAACAAUUAAAAGAUUUAGGAGGAGAAAUAUUCUUUGCGGCUUUCUGGUGAUCCCAAUUGUUUACAUAUAAUUACCAAAUUCAGAGAUUUUAAGAAUUAAGUGAUUCUUGAUUGAUCAAAACAUUUAAUUUAGCUUUAGACCAUUGUUAGAGUAUCUGGGGAGUUCCGUAACUCCUUGCUUAUUACAAUGGCUGUCUUGGAAACAUGUUAACUUUGUCCUUUUACAAUGUUUAUCUUUUCCUGCAGAUUUAGGAGGAGAAAUAUUCUGUCUCCUUUCAAAUGGCUCAAGAUACUAAUCAUGGGAUUGAGUCACCUAGGCGACGUUCUGGGCUCCUGAGAGAUCAGGUCCAACUGGUUAAAAAGAAAGAUUCUGAUCGAUAUGAGAUUGCACCAAUUGAAGAUACAUUGGCAUUUGAGAAAGGUUUCUUCGUCGUAAUCCGUGCAUGCCAGUUGUUGGCUCAAAAGAAUGAUGGAAUAAUAUUGGUAGGUGUAGCGGGCCCAUCUGGAGCUGGAAAGACUGUGUUCACUGAGAAGGUGCUAAACUUUAUGCCCAGCAUCGCUGUCAUCACAAUGGAUAAUUACAAUGAUGCUAGUCGGAUAAUAGAUGGCAACUUUGAUGACCCACGAUUGACGGAUUAUGACACUCUACUCGAUAAUAUACAUGGUUUGAAAGCAGGGAAGGCUGUCCAGGUUCCAAUAUACGACUUCAAGACUAGCUCUCGUGUAGGUUACAGGACAGUAGAAGUCCCUAGUUCCCGCAUUGUGAUCAUUGAAGGCAUCUAUGCCUUAAGUGAGAGACUGCGACCAUUGCUAGAUCUUCGUGUAUCUAUCACUGGUGGAGUUCACUUUGACCUUGUCAAACGUGUCUUACGGGACAUUCAACGUGCUGGACAAGAGCCUGAGGAAAUAAUUCACCAAAUCUCUGAGACGGUUUAUCCCAUGUACAAGGCCUUUAUUGAGCCUGACCUCCAGACAGCUCAUAUUAAAAUAAUUAACAAGUUUAAUCCGUUUACUGGAUUUCAGAGCCCUACUUAUAUUCUGAAGUCUGCAAGAUCAGUUACAUUAGAACAAAUCAAGGCUGUUAUGUCUGAAGAGUACACUGAAAGAAACGAGGAGACUUAUGAUAUAUAUCUUCUGCCACCUGGUGAAGAUCCUGAAGCAUGUCAAUCAUAUCUGAGGAUGAGGAACAGGGAUGGACAGUAUAAUCUCAUGUUUGAGGAAUGGGUUACAGACAGUCCAUUCAUAAUCUCACCUAGAAUAACUUUCGAAGUUAGUGUUCGCCUUCUGGGAGGGCUGAUGGCUUUGGGGUACACAAUUGCAGCCAUCCUAAAAAGAAGCAGCCAUGUCUUCUUUGACAACAGGGUGUGUGUGAAAACUGACUGGUUAGAGCAACUUAAUCGCCAAUAUGUUCAGGUGCAAGGUAGAGAUCGUUUGUAUGUUAAAUAUGUGGCGGAGCAGCUAGGCUUGGAUGGUUCAUAUGUUCCUCGUACUUACAUAGAACAGAUCCAACUUGAGAAGCUUGUCAACGAUGUUAUGGCCUUGCCAGAUGAUUUGAAGACAAAGCUCAGCAUAGACGAUGAUUUGGUUUCUAGCCCUAAAGAAGCCCUUUCUCGAGCUUCCGCAGAUAGGAGAAACAAGUAUCUGAGCCGUAGCGUAUCACUCUCAUAUGCAAAUCAACGGGAAAAGAAUCUGUCCAAGUUGACAAGACUUGCUGUUAACAAUAGAAGGUUUGAUGGAAGAACUCCAGAGUCACCUGCCACACUUGCAAACCAGGGUGUUGUUACUCAACUCUCUGAACAGAUUGCCACACUGAAUGAGAGGAUGGAUGAAUUCACAUCUCGGAUUGAGGAGUUGAAUUCCAAGUUCACUGUCAGAAAAGUUUCAGCUAGCCAACAAAACUUGGCAAUGCAGGCAGAAGCUUGCAAUGGCUCUGGACCAACUUCUGCAUUUGUUAAUGGCUUGGCUAAUGGCUCACUAACUGGAUCUUUGCUACCAACUUCUUCAUCUUCAUCGCAAUUGGCUAGGGAGUCACCACUGAUGGAAGAGAUUGUACUAAUCGCUAGGGGGCAACGCCAAAUCAUGCACCAGUUGGAUAAUCUGAGCAAUUUUCUGCAUGAACACUGGGGAGGAAGAGCUCGCCAAGAGCGAACAGACAGGAUAAACAGAGCCAUAGAUGUUGAUUCCAUUGCGCUGCCUCUUAUUGUAACAUUAGCAAUUGGUGGUUUAGGUGCGUUUUUGUUUAGGGGAUUUGCAUCCCAAAAAUGAUUUGUAUUUCAGGCAGCAUAUUAUAUUACAUGUUGUUGUUGGUUCUAACCUUGUUACCCAAAUGGAAAGCCGGUGCUAUUUGCUGGUCGAUAUUGUAAAUAUGGAAUAUUCAAUCUUCAAGUUCAGAAUAACGGGUUCCACUGUGAGUGUCAAUGCGAAGUUAAAUAUUCAUUCCAGGCUUGAUUAAGAUUUAUCCCCCAUUUUCAUAUUGUAUAAAAUCCAAUUUCUGGAUAUCAUUUCAA